UCUUGAAAGUUGAAUUUAAAAAAAAAUUACACCCAAUUUAUUAAUAUUGUUACUUGUAAGUUUGUAAAGUCGAGUUAAAGUUACACUCACAACUGAAAUCACAUCCAUAACGCGUUAAAAUCAAACAAAAUGCCGGGCCUGUGGUUUUUCGUUGCGAAUAUUUCAAGCAGCACGAAGCAUCGAUCCAAUGGUUUUUAAAAAUAUAUAAUUUUCAUAUACACAAACACUCAUUUAAAUACAAUAAAUAAUUGUUCAACAUGACUUCAGUUAGAGCUAAGCAGAUUGCCGCACUGAAACAAAUGCUUAAUUUGAACAGCCCAGAUUUUAAAGACAGCGGUUCCGAACCAGUAUGGAAAGUAUUAAUUUACGAUCGUCGAGGCCAAGAUAUUUUAUCGCCGUUAAUUCCUAUCAAAGAACUACGAGAAUGUGGUGUUACACUACAUUUGAACAUCCAUUCAGAGCGAGACCCAAUUCCUGAUGUAGCAGCAAUUUAUUUUUGUAUGCCUGACCAGGACAAUCUGGAUCGGAUAGCACAAGAUUUCCAGAACAAUGUUUAUGAAAAAUAUUACUUAAAUUUCAUAUCGGCUAUCUGCCGUCAAAAAUUAGAAGACUUGGCAAGUUCCGCUUUGCAAACAGAAAAUGUUAUCCAUGUUCAUAAAAUUUACGAUCAGUAUUUGAAUUUUAUAUCUUUAGAAGACGAGCUUUUCGUUUUGAGUAAUCAUAAUACUCAGGCAGUCUCUUAUUAUAAUUUAAAUCGAGCCGACGCAAAAGAUACAGACGUGGAAGUUAUGAUUGAUGACACCGUCGACGGUCUUUAUUCGGUGUUUGUGACACUCGGAACACUGCCUAUUAUUCGUAGUGCUCGUGGCAAUGCUGCUGAAAUGGUUGCUGAAAAAUUAGAUAAAAAACUAAGAGAAAAUGUACGCGAUACAAGAAACAGUUUAUUUUCGUCAGAAAACUCGGGCAUAUACAAUUUUCAACGGCCCCUUUUGAUCGUGCUGGAUCGUAACGUCGAUAUGGCGACGCCUUUGCAUCAUACUUGGACUUACCAAGCGUUGGUGCAUGAUGUGUUGAAACUAAAUUUGAACAGGGUCAUUGUUGCUCAAGAGCAAAAAAAGUCCAAAACAUUUGAUUUGGAUCCAAAAGACGUGUUUUGGGCGACGCACAAAGGUAGUCCAUUCCCUACAGUAGCUGAAUCUAUUCAGUCUGAGUUGGAACAUUUGAAAAAUUCCGAAGAGGAAGUCAAACACCUCAAGGAAUCCAUGGGCUUAGAUGGAGAAAGUGACGUGGCGUUGGCCAUGAUGACUGACAAUACGGCCAAGUUGACGUCGGCUGUAAACAAUUUACCUCAGUUAUUAGAAAAGAAACGGCUAAUAGACAUGCACACUGAUCUGGCCACGACGAUAUUAUCGGCCAUUAAAUCUCGACGUUUGGAUCUGCUGUUUGAAUUCGAAGAGAAAGUCAUGAGCCAAGCGUCGUUAGACAAACAAAUAUUGGAUGUGAUCAACGAUCCAGAAGCCGGUACCGCUGAAGAUAAAAUGCGACUUUUUAUCAUUUAUUACAUUUACACGCAUGCGGUUUCCGAUUCCGACAUGGACAUGUAUUCGUCAGCAUUAGAAAAACAAGGUUGUGAUUUGAGUCCUUUGAAGUACAUCAAAAGGUGGAAAAUGUAUUCCAAUAUAACGUCGACAACCAGUAGUCAAUACGGAGGAGGCACCAAGUCUGUAAACAUGUUUGAAAAAUUACUCUCUCACACGUCUUCUUUUGUAAUGGAAGGUGUGAAAAACUUGGUCGUCAAAAGACACACGUUUCCCGUCACUAGAAUUGUCGACGAACUGUUGGAGAACAGGCAACCUUCAAACGCGUCGGACGAAUACCGUCAUUUCGAUCCUAAGCAGCUACGAAAUUCGGACAAUAUUAAAUGCAAAAAUACAUUCAACGAGGCUAUUGUGUUUAUAGUUGGUGGCGGAAAUUACAUUGAAUAUCAAAACUUGUUGGAGUAUAUUAAAAACAAAACUGUAACGCCUGGUAUGCCUCAGUUAAAAAUUGUUUAUGGAUCUACUGUUGUGAACAACGCACAGGAUUUCUUAGAACAGUUGUCGUUAUUAGGACAAGAACUGCACUAGUACACAAUUAUUAUAUGGUGUGGUUACUACAUUUUUUUUUUCAUUUUCUUAUUUUGAAUUAUAUAAUAAAAUUUAAAGUAUAUUUAUUGUUGUUACGUCAUUUCUUUGGAAAUAAAUAUCAUUAUACAAGUUACGGUAAAAAUUUGUACAUUAAUUGUCAUAGUAAUUAUGUAACGAGACGUGUAUGUGGUCCUAUGAAGAUUGGUUAAGCUACUUGUGUUUGU
This is a messenger RNA of Adelges cooleyi (spruce gall adelgid), 2350 nucleotides long. RefSeq names its product sec1 family domain-containing protein 1 (gene Slh). Gene Ontology annotation, biological process: endoplasmic reticulum to Golgi vesicle-mediated transport; intracellular protein transport. Gene Ontology annotation, cellular component: Golgi membrane; cytosol. The record is from RefSeq and is a predicted model, not a curated record. Gene Ontology annotation, molecular function: syntaxin binding. The transcript has 2 exons. The coding region runs from base 258 to 2126 and encodes 622 amino acids. NCBI's taxonomy places the organism in Eukaryota, Metazoa, Arthropoda, Insecta, Hemiptera, Adelgidae.